AAAUGCAUUAAAGCGAAAGCGAAAGUAGCAUCGAUGUCAUUCGGAAUAAGCUUGACGGAACAUCUCUGGUACUUUCCAUACAAUAUCAUGAAUAAAACGUCUGUAUGACCGCGAUUAAUGUAAACAAACCCAUUGCACAACAAGCAUAAAGUUAUCAAUCAGUCAUCAGGGCCGACUAGAAGAUUCUGGUCUCUAUAUUGCACGAACAUUUCAUCAGUUGAUGACGUGUGAUUCAAAUAAUAUUUAGCAUAGCUUGCAUUUAUUUAGGUACUUAUAUAGACUCAAGUGUUCCUUCUAGAAGAGCUGGAGUUGCGCCAGGCAGUUGCGUACGUACUGUGUACGUCUGUACGUUUAUGCUGUGUUUUGGCAGCUUGAAAUGGAAUUUCCACAAUUCUAGAUAGAAGUAUAUAUUUGUGUUUCUUCCUGAAAAUGACAUUUUGAGUCGAUUGCUGCUGAAUUUGUCGAGAUUUAUUCUAAAAUGAAGUUGUGUGUUGUUUGUUUUUUUUGGUAAAAAAAAUCAACUUUUUAUCUUUGAACCUGCAUACAACAUGUCGCUAGAAAACAACUACUUAAAAGUCAUCUUCUAUAUGGGAAGAAGACGAUAAACGCUAGUCGUUGUACGUAUGGCCUAUGCAGAAUAAAUUGUCUUGGAAAUGAAACAAAGCUAGUUGUGAUUUUAAAUACGAAUACUCCAUUAUGGAUUCCAAUAACUUCUGUCUUUACCAUAAUGACAAGUUGAAGUUCCAACAGCUACAUAAAGAAAUCCAACAUGCAAAGCUGGUCCCGCGGCCUUAUGUAUACAGAAUGGGAAUGGCAGUCUGUUCCUGCAGGAGACAAAAACCAGAUCUACAGGGUCUUCUCCAAUCAUCAGACCUUAAUACGAUUGUUUCGUUCGCCCAACAAAAAAUACAUGACGAACAAAAAUGUUUGAAGUCUUUUUUAAAUUCUGAAUUGGCAAAAGGCAUUUCAACAAACAAUUAUAGUCUGUGUAUGUUGUUAUAUGUACUUUAUCAGUCAUACCAGAACAGUUCUUACGAAUUUCUACAAGGUACAAAUGGGGCAGUAGAAAAACCACUGAAAACAAAGGUAGAAAAACCAAACAAACAAAAAGUGUAUGAGAUGGCUGUGAAAAGAAGAUUGAAAAAGUUAAAAUGGAAGAAUUAGGAAUCUACUAUCCCGAUUUUCCCAGGGAAUUUGAUGCAAUUGAGAGAAAAAGAAUUCUUCAAGAAAUUGAUCUAUGAAUAUAGGAAAGAUAUUGUCUUGUUUUUCAAUAAACGAGCCAAUGAAAGGACCUAUGCAGCCAAAACUGCUACUACACAUGUUGUGAUCCACUACAGUGACUUGGAAAUGUUGCAGUCUUUUAAAUCUAGACUAAGGUCAGCUGCUUUAGAAAUACAGGAUGAAAUGGACAAGAAACGCAAGGAGCAUCGCAGAUUCAGGAGACGGAUUUACAAUGAAGGAUCUGCCGAAAUCAUGGACCAAACAACUGCAGCUUGUGCCGUGAAAGAAGAACGUCAGACUGAUUUUACCAGGAAGUUAAAAAAGAGAAGGGGGAGCCCACCGACAUCAUCCCCUUUGGCUGAUGGUCAGUGUUUCAACUGCCUUGGGAUCUUCGAAGGCUUAAGAGGUUCUGGUUCCUGUCAGCACCAUCCUGGCUUUCUCAAAGAUGUGGUUUGGACAUGUUGUGGAAAAGAAGCAAAUACAACCAAACCUUGCUACAAGGACCAUCAGGAAACAGGAUGCAAUGUAAGCAUACACAAUUGGAGGCAAAGGAAAAACAGUGGUCGGAAGUCGGACACUUAUUCAAGGUGUACUGCCGCUGAAGAUUACAAAUUAUCUCGUGCAUGUGUGAAGCCUAAUCUUCGCCAUCGUACGCCUGGUCGUCAUGUUGUGAACAUGUGGGAUAAACAGUAUGGAACGAAAUAUUAAAUUACAAAAUCUUCGAGUUCAGUUGCAAAAUAUUUUAUCUUGUAUGUAAUGCGACGAUUGUAUAUAUAAUAUGAUGGUUGAGGAAGUGGCAAAUGGCCUUGGAUGACUGGAUUAUUAAUGAAAUAUAAAUAAAAUGUACAUGUUAUAUAUAUAUAUAACAGUAACAUAACUGAUGAAGGAAGUCAAUUUGAUGAGUAGUGCUCUGAGUGGGCCACAAACUCACCAUCUUAGGGCAGUAAUCACCUUGUCAGAAAAACCUGCAGCUUAUACCACUGCGCCAUAUCCACGUUCUCGUAUGUAAAUGUAAUGUAUACACUUAAUUGUUAUUACUUAAUAAAAUUUAGAAUUUGAA
Molecule: messenger RNA, 2281 nt
Organism: Pecten maximus
Lineage: Eukaryota; Metazoa; Mollusca; Bivalvia; Pectinida; Pectinidae
Exons: 7
Coding region: 1198-1929 (243 amino acids)
Biological process (GO): intracellular signal transduction
Source: RefSeq, a predicted model, not a curated record